AUGAGUUACGAAAGCUAUUUGGCGGCGGCCAAAAGGGCCAAGCUUAACUCGGCGCUCUCUCGCGAUCUGGUGUUCGUAUAUGAACGCUUCUACGAGGAUAACAAUAUAAGGAUGGCUGAGAGUGAGGAUAUCAAACUCAAACUGCGGUCCAACCUCAUCGCCUUGUACCUCGAUGAUGCUUUAUAUAGGCAGGAUGUUCUUAAAGCCAAACUGGGAUAUUUGGAGCAGAAACUGGCCAGCAUGAUACAAGAGGAUCCAAAUGUAAUUUUUUCGUUUUUUUUUGAUGAUUUUUUUGCCGUUUUAUAGUUGCCGCCAGCUUCUCUCGAUGAUUUUGAAGCUGUGCCCAAUCCUUUCAAGUUUGAAAAUCACGAAGAAAUAAUGCAUCCGAUCCGUUCUCUGCGCUCUUCCUACAAGGCGUCCCUGGAAACUAAGUCUUUCUGGGAAUCACAGCUGGUGAAUGAUCGAUUCGAAGUCGAUGAGGCUCAGUGGAUGGCUACGACCAACCCGACGGCCGAAAACUUGGAUAGACUAUCUACUUCCCAAAAACAGCUCUCUGGUAGCGAAGACUGCUUUGCACGAAGCAAAGCAAACAGCGACAGAGAAAGAGCAGCUUACAUUGAAAUGGUGGCAGGAAAAAUGGUGAGUUAUUUUGGGAUAGGAAGGGAACUCAAGAGUGACACAUAGGAUAUUUUUGAUGGUAUGAAAAUGUUUUAGUAGUCUGAAAAAAAAUAGCUCAAUUCUUUUACUACCAUACAAGUAGUUCACACUAACUUUUGCAGAAAAGUGCUCCGGUUCCUCGUUCCCCGAACAGGUUCUCGUUUGGCGUGGCAUUUGACAGGGUGACUUUUGAAACAUUUCGUUUCUGGCCGUUUUGGCCACAUAUUGUAACCAUAUCUCAAAUACGAGUAUUUUAUGAUUUCCGAGGCUUCAGACCAAGCUUGCCGUCUUGGAACCAUCACCACUUACGAAAAGCGUCAAUUACUCUGUCCUCCAGGUAAAUUAGAAACUUUAAAAUCCUGAUAAGUUCAACAAAAAGGCAAUCUUUUUCUUGCAACUUUAAGGUAGCAAUACGAGAAGAAAUAACUUAUUUUUUCGAAUUUCCGAAAGCGAUCUAGUUAUCAAAAAAUGAAUUCUUAAAGAGCCAUCACGAGACCAAGGAUGCCCGUACCCCAGCUGACGUCAGUAUCGAAGUUCUCAUCACGCAGUUCGAAAAGCUGACGGUACGUUCCAAAAUUUGCUUUAUACGAGUAAUACAAAAAAAGUAG
This is a messenger RNA of Caenorhabditis auriculariae, 1265 nucleotides long. The record is from the annotation of a GenBank genome assembly. NCBI's taxonomy places the organism in Eukaryota, Metazoa, Nematoda, Chromadorea, Rhabditida, Rhabditidae.